Molecule: messenger RNA, 792 nt
Organism: Daphnia carinata
Lineage: Eukaryota; Metazoa; Arthropoda; Branchiopoda; Diplostraca; Daphniidae
Exons: 2
Coding region: 120-653 (177 amino acids)
Source: RefSeq, a predicted model, not a curated record
GACUUGGCAGGUUAUUAUUCUGUACUGUUCUCGCUUUCCAGUCUUCAUCCUCGUAUAAGAAAGACGUUUUAAACAGUUGCAAAAAGUGUUCUCAUCCCGUCUGCGCACUUCAACAAACGAUGCCUUACAUUUUUGUGACGGUGCAAUCCGGUGGAUGGGAUCCCUCGUUGCCCAUCAACUUGGAUUAUUCACCGGAAUUAGAUCCAGAGAUACAUAGUUUCCUUCGGGAACAGGAGCAACAGCAGCACCAUGUGAGUCAUCGCGACGUACCGAAAAAACAAGAGGCGAAGGGAAUGGUGGCUACUCAUUGUGAAUUAAGACUGAUCCUUGACGGACUGGAGAAACUUGGCUUUCAGCUAGUUACUACUACGUCUUACUCGUUUCAAGGCAGAUCUCAUAACGAAUUCAUUAUGCAUCGCGAGUUGGCUCCUGUAAUGGAUGAUGAACAUGGAUUUAGUAAGCAGACCCCGAACAAAACCAAAAAGAAUAAUAAUAAACAUCACCAGCGAGAUCACAGUAAUAGCAGCAACCACAGCAUUGGCGACGAUAGCAAACGAGCACCCGAGUCUCGUGUAAACAAAAAUCGUUACCGGCCGCCGUCACCUUCGCAUAACAUUCCUGGUAAACAAACACAAAGAAAUCUUUAUUACUGACGCAUUUGAUUUUCAAUAGCAUGUCUAACAACGGAUUACCGGUAUCUCUGUUAGCUUCUUUUAAAAUACAAUUACCGUUUUAAAAAAUAUCAUACGACAUUCAAAAUGAAUAAACUUUCAAUUAUGUUUAAGAAAAUAA